Symbiodinium pilosum is the source of this 522-nucleotide messenger RNA. NCBI's taxonomy places the organism in Eukaryota, Dinophyceae, Suessiales, Symbiodiniaceae. The record is from the annotation of a GenBank genome assembly.
GUGCCAAUGCACCUGCAUUACAUGCUGGUGGAGGUUUUCAAGAACGCUUGCCGCGCUGUGGUUGAGCGCCAUGCCGACGGCUUCGAUGAUCUGCUGCCAGCCAUCCAUUGCCACAUUGUCCACGGCAAUGAAGACGUCACGAUCCGUGUCAGUGACGAGGGGGGCGGCAUUGCCCGGGCACACUUGCCCAACAUUUGGAAGUUCAUGUACACCACUUCAAAAAAGUCACCGUGGGCCCGGAGGGGAGAAGAGUUCCAGACACGACCGGGGGAUUCGGCCAGCAACCCGCUGCAGCGCCCGAAACAGGGCGGCGUGCUCGCCGGGUUUGGCGUGGGCCUGACCCUGGGCCGGCUGUAUGCGCAAUACUUCGGGGGCGACCUGAAGAUCCUUUCCUUGGAUGGCUUUGGCACGGAUGUGUUCCUGCACCUGAAUAGAUUGGGCACGGCCUGCGAAGACCUGCCACAGAACGUCCUCUACAGCCCCUCCAUGCGGGACUCCUCUGCGCUGGAGGAGGCUGCACAG